UUAAAUCAUUGACUAGAUCCUCAAAGGUUCAUAGAAGUCGUCUCUGCUCCAGGGGUCUGCCAUUUCCAAACAGCCCCGGAAAGAUUGCGCAGGACUGGAUAAAUAAUUAAGAAGAGAGUGUUCUGAACGUUAACACCCAGGGGGCAAGCCUUAAGCUGAAGGUACAGUAUACUGUUUGCACUGAAGGAGCCUGUGCGUGGACGAGAAAGCGCUGACAGCUCAAAUGGAUCCCCUGGAACUGAGCAAUGUCAACAUCGAACCUGAUGAGGAAAGCACCAGUGGAGAAAGUGUUCAAGGCAGCUACACCGGGACGGGAAAUUUAGAAAAGGCAGCAAUGAGCAGUCAAUUUGCUAAUGAAGAUGCUGAAAGUCAGAAAUUCCUGACAAAUGGAUUUUUGGGGCCAAAGAAGCUGACAGAUUACGACGAUGAACAUCAUCCUGGAACCACCUCCUUUGGCAUGUCUUCUUUCAACCUGAGUAACGCCAUCAUGGGCAGUGGAAUCUUGGGCCUGUCCUAUGCCAUGGCCAACACGGGGAUCAUACUUUUCAUAAUCUUGCUGCUUGCUGUGGCAAUCCUAUCACUCUACUCCGUUCAUCUUUUAUUAAAGACCGCCAAGGAAGGAGGAUCUUUAAUUUAUGAAAAACUAGGUGAAAAGGCAUUUGGAUGGCCUGGGAAAAUUGGAGCUUUUAUUUCCAUUACAAUGCAGAAUAUUGGAGCCAUGUCAAGCUACCUCUUUAUCAUUAAAUACGAACUACCUGAAUUAAUCAGAGCGUUCAUGGGACUUGAAGAAAAUACUGGAGAAUGGUACCUCAAUGGCAACUACCUCGUCAUUUUUGUGUCGGUUGGAAUCAUUCUUCCACUUUCUCUUCUUAAAAACUUAGGUUACCUUGGUUAUACCAGUGGAUUUUCUCUCACCUGCAUGGUGUUUUUUGUCAGUGUGGUGAUUUACAAGAAAUUCCAAAUACCCUGCCCUCUGCCUGUUCUGGAUCACAACGCUGGAAAUCUGACAUUCAACAACAGCCUUCCGGUGCACGUGGUAACGUUACCCAACAACUCUGAGAGUCGCGGUGUGAACUUCAUGAUGGAUUACACCCACCGGAAUCUUGCCGGGCUGGACGAGAACCAGGCCGAGGGCUCUCUGCAUGGCAGUGGAGUAGAGUAUGAAGCUCACGGUGAUAAGUGUCAGCCCAGAUACUUUGUAUUCAACUCCCGGACGGCCUAUGCAAUUCCCAUCCUAGCAUUUGCCUUUGUGUGUCACCCUGAGGUCCUUCCCAUCUACAGUGAACUUAAAGAUCGGUCCCGGAGGAAGAUGCAAACAGUGUCAAAUGUUUCUAUCACAGGGAUGCUCAUCAUGUACCUGCUUGCUGCCCUCUUUGGGUACCUAACCUUUUACGGAGAAGUUGAAGAUGAGUUGCUUCACGGUUACAGCAAGGUGUACACAUUUGACACCCCUCUCCUCAUGGUACGCCUGGCAGUCCUCGUGGCAGUAACACUAACGGUGCCCAUAGUCCUGUUCCCCGAGCCCAAGAAGAGAUGACAAGAAUUUUGUUGUCGGUGUUGGUGGUUGGCUGGAUUCCCUUUUCAUUUCUCCAUGCAUUGCCUUUUUUUUUCCCCCCGAGUCAGGUUAGCUUUUUCCCUGUUAGUAAAAGGCACAGAAUAAAUGCUUGAAGUGUUUCUUGAGCACAUAAAUAAAGUGAAUAAGAUGCUGGCUUUCUCACUAGCCAUCCAACAUUGUUUUCUCUUUCUUAGAAGCGGGAGGGAGGAGCCAUGGGGCUGGGGGUGUCUAUUAUGGGACUGCACCUCCUUCCCAGGGACUAAUCAUGCCAUUUUCAGCUUGUGCUUCCCUUUGUGCAGAAAAUGCACUUACUACCAUGAAAAGCAGAAAAUCCAAUAACCCUAAUGGGUUUAUCGAGAACACAUAGACUCAAAUUCUACCCACUGCACCUUAAAAAAAAAGAGAGAGAUCAUAUCUCAGAGUCUCUAGCUUCUUCUAUUUCAUUAGAUUAUAGUAAAACCAUCCCUUGCUCUUACGUUGCCUUUAGACCUCCCGUUUUGAGGCGUACGUAGAUAUAGUCAUAGAAAGAUGGCAGGUGUUGCUGUGAACUGGACUAGAACACGGAUGCCAGUGUGGUCCAGGCAUUUCCAAUGCUCCUGUCCUAAGCAGUCCUGCAAAGUGAGGCUGUGAUUCACUUCAAAGCAACAGAAUUGAUAGAAUUGAUAGAGUUGAUUGAUUGAUUGAUUGAUUGAGUUCAGAACUAACAGUGCUUCCACAUUCUAUGCAGCCUCCACAUUUCUGACUUUCACAUGGGGCCCUACAUCAGAACACAGCAUCUCCCGAACAGGCUCCUGUUCGGAACGCUGUCUCUGGAAACAACAGGUGUUUUCUCGAGAGCUGUGGGGAGCUCUUCUGGAACGGUUCCGGGGUUAGAGGCUGUGGAGGGUGCUGGGGAUGUCCCCACACAAGGCAUCUGACCCACACUUGCAGGUUCUUGUCAGUUUGUGUCGGUGGAGCAAAGGGCCUAAGUGGAGCAGCCGGCACGGCUUUGUGGAUAAUAAGCCGGAGUCGCCUGUGUCCUGACACAGCCAAGGGGAGCUGCCGGAACCUGUGACCCCAGGCGCACACGCAAGGCUGCAUUUUAACCUGGAAUGAAUAGCAAGCUCCCUUCUACUCUUUUCCUCCACCUGCCACGGCCGGCAGCCUCUAUCUCCCCGUUUGCCCCAUUGCCCAUCUAAGACGUGCACUGGCAACCCUACAUGCCUUCAGCUCUGUUUGGGAUUUCCUUAUUCCCUACUGACUAUGAAGAGCAAACUUUCACCAUUUAUUUCAGCCAUUAUUCCGCAAACUUUCUAUACUAUUACAUCAUUAGGCCAACUCUUAGUCUUUCUGGGAGCCUUGAGACCUGAGAAAACUGCAUUUAUUUACAUUCCAAGACCCCAUACAUAUAGGUUUGCCUCUGACUCAGCUUAUUGAGUUAAACACAUUAUUUCAACAAAGGACUAAUAAAGCAUAUACGUGUGACCUCUGCCCGAAAAUAACCUGCAUUCUGCUUGCUUAGGCUAUAAGUUUGUCAUUCUCAGACAAAUAAACCCUUAAACCCUAUGUGUGUACCAUAGAAAGCUUAUUUUUUAUGUUUAUUUUUUGAUUUACAAUGUUGUGUUAGUUUCUGGUGUACAGCAUAGUGAUUGAGUUGUAUAUAUAUGUGUGUGUGUGUGUGUGUAUGUGUAUUUAGAAAGCUUAUUUUAAGCUCGGACAAUAUUGAACGAACACUAAUUGUAGGUCAUAAUUUCUAGGCUGCUGAGGAAAACAAAAUCAAACUGUUCGCUUUGCUCAGUCUACUUUUCAGAGUGAGUUUCAUCAUGUUCGCUCAUCCAACUUUUAAAAUCCGUUACAAACUCACUCUGUAGUCGUUUCCAGAGACUAGCUGGCGUUGCCAUUCUGGAAGUGAACUUGCCUUUUAAACCUAGACAGAUGGCUUUAAUUUUUGACAGAGUGGUGUGAAAGGAAUGUCACGUUAGACACAGCAAGCCAUUCAGCUCGAAGCAUUUGUCAUUCAUACGUGUGUUUCAAAAUAUAUUUUACAUUUUCUCUCUUUUAAAAGAAUUCCCACCUCUACACCAUUAAAAGACUUCAGAGGCAAAGUUUUAAGGGAAAAAAAAUCACUCCCAAUCUCGGCAUUUCUAAAAACGGGAAAUCCUAGCUUAACUGAAGUGCUCACUGCUUGCAAAGCCAAUCAACUAAUUCUACUGAGUCAAAAAAGUGUCCUCUAAAAGAUUUCAAAGAUAAGAAUAUUUCCACCUUUGUUAAGCUCUUCAACCAUAAACGGCAGUCCCUCCCUCGACCCACAGGGAUCUUUUUAUCCAGUUACAUCAGAGUAACUUGAGUGGCUGCUACAACUGGAGCCUUACUUGACCCUUCACCUGCUCUUUUCAGCUGCUGAAAUAGGGCUGAAAUCUGUCAAGGAUCCUGAAGGAAGGGAAAAGAUUAAUUCUGUUCAAUUUAAUUCAGCAUUUAUUGAGUGCCUGCUGUGUGUAAGACACUAAGGUAGAAACGCAGAGGAGCGUUAGGGUCAUUAGGUUUUCGUCCUUGCCUUUUGGGCAUCUAUAAUCUGUAACUGGCGGAAGGUAAAGGGGGAAAAGGGGAAAGGAGUAAAUACAAAAAGUAUUAUAUUUAAGAAAAAAUCACGGGGCAAAAAAUGCUAAAUGUGAAAUUGAGAAACACUGAGGUUUGUAAAAAUUCUGUUCACGAUCACAUGCCAGUAAAUUCAAUGCUUGCCCUUAACAAUGAAUCCAGUCUGGUAAGACAUGAUUAAAAAUCAACAAGGGUUUUUCCUGCAUCUCUGAUUUAUGUAUCUUAUCUAGCCUUUUAUCUCUUUCUGACUGAGACUAUUUUUAAGAAAACAUUCUGAAAGCAAAGAAAGUGAGCACAAGAUAUAUCCCCUGAGGGAAAAGCGACCCUCUCCCAAACAUUGAAAAUCAGCAUCAAGCUUGCACAACAAUAUGAAUAUAUUUAAUACCAUUGAAUUGUUCACUUGAAAAUGGUUAAGAUGGUAAAUUUUAUGUUAUUUGUACUUUAUCACAAUUUUUAAAAUUAAAAAAAAAAAAGAACCAGCAUCAAGAUCUUUUCUGGGAGAAAAAGGAAAACCAAGAAUGUUUGAGAGGGACGAGGAUAUUUGAAACAGUAGAUAGAGUCAAAAACAAAGCCGUGACC
This is a messenger RNA of Vicugna pacos (alpaca), 4708 nucleotides long. The record is from RefSeq and is a predicted model, not a curated record. Lineage: Eukaryota; Metazoa; Chordata; Mammalia; Artiodactyla; Camelidae.